This is a messenger RNA of Scatophagus argus, 1802 nucleotides long. RefSeq lists its product as uncharacterized. Gene Ontology annotation, cellular component: endoplasmic reticulum. NCBI's taxonomy places the organism in Eukaryota, Metazoa, Chordata, Actinopteri, Scatophagidae. Gene Ontology annotation, biological process: endoplasmic reticulum unfolded protein response. The transcript is spliced from 3 exons. The record is from RefSeq and is a predicted model, not a curated record. The coding region runs from base 657 to 857 and encodes 66 amino acids.
UGUGUGUGUGCUUGGACCAACUGCAGUCUGACUGCAGGAAGCAGUAAAAUAAAAGAGAAACUUCACUUGGUUCAUGUUGCUUUAUUAUGAAACAAGCCAGAUGUUUGAGCCAGAUGUGUUAACGUCCCAAUCAGAUUGUAAUUCAGACUUUCUGCAGUCACAGGCCUGUGAGCACAAACAGGUAAACCUACCUGUUGCUCAGACACACACACCUCUGCAAUGUGCUCCUGCUCACGUGCUGGCUGUGCUGUUCUGAACUACAUUAAUAAUGUUUUUAAUUUUUACUUCAGCACUUCACAUGCAUGACCACGAACACCACUGAAUCUCAUGUAGGUGUACCUAACAAAGUGGCCACUGAGGCCACGCUCUGUAAUCAUUUGACAUGGCUGCGUUCCUUCCCACCACCAGGGGGCAGCAGGGAGAUAUCUUUUUUGUCCUCUGUCACGUGACCGGUCCAGUCGCUUCAGGGUUAGCCCGUUCGGCUAGCAGCCAGCUCACACUUAGCAUUUCAGUCGGACGCUACCUGCACCAACCCGACAGAGGUUCUCCUCCAGCGGGGCAUUUCCACUGGUACCAGCGCGCCUCCACCUUCUCCUCCGCCCGGUUGUCCCCGGCUCUCCGUCCUCCUGCUCCUGCUCUGUCGUUGAAGCUGAAACAUGUCGGCGGUGCAGCGGAUGAAAGUGGCGAACGAGCGGCACAGCAAGACCAUCACACAGCGGGGACACGUCCAGAAAACCUCGCGGCCGGUAAACGAGGAGAAAUCUCCAGUGGGUCCGUGGCUGCUCGCUCUGUUUGUCUUCGUGGUUUGUGGAUCAGCCAUCUUCCAGAUCAUCCAGAGCAUCAGGCAGGGCAUCUGAUGACCUUUGACCCCGGAGCCGAACCCGACACCUGGCACCAUGACCCCACACACACAUGGACACACACGCACACACACACUCACACACACUCUCAUGUUCCUGUGGAGUUUAAAUCUGAGCUGUUUCCUCCUCCCACUGUAACCCCCACCCUUGUUUUUUUAUUACCUCCUUGUUGAUGAAGCUGAUCAGAUGUUAUUGAUUGGUUAUUGGUUAUCGAUUGCCUGUGAGAUGAAGUCUUAACUCUUCCUCCUGUCACUCUGACGCGGUCGUCCAGCUGCUUUUUAUUCUGUGCUCAGAAGACGUUCGACUGAAGCUGAUGGGUUGUUUGGUUUGUUUGUUUGUUUUGCUUUGAUUUAAAGGAACAGACCGCAGAUUUUGCUCUCACGACCUCCACUGAUUUCCUUCCUGUUUGUGGUCGUUUGGCUUAAGUUAUUUACAUGUGAGCAUCACACUCGAUUCUGUGCGUUCAAACGAACAAACGCCAGCUGCUUCACCUGACUCUUUCUCCUGAUCCACGUGAAGUGGCUCGAACUCAAAGCUUCCUGUAAACAUUUCACAUUAAGAGUCUUACAGCCUGCCUGCCAUCAGUAGCUUUUAAUUUGAACUAUUUACAGGAAGUGUUGGCAGAAAACCUGGAAUAAAACAUUAGAGCUCAGCACUUCCUGUAAACAUUUCACAUUAAGAGUCUGCAGCUGUGAUGUUGGUUCCUUUAAAUCGGAGUUCUUUGACUGGAAAACAAACUGAAGUUGGUGUUUUGAUGGAAAUGAAUAAAAUGUGACGGAGUGAAGAUGAAACGUGACGUCGGCUCAUCGCUUCAGUCGAACCGCGGCUGUCGGCCAGCGUUUCCUCCAGCCUGGUCUGGUUUUGGGGAAGGUGAAGCGAGCCUCCUGCUGGACGACGCGCUCCGCUUUUAUACAAAAUAAACCACAGAUAUUUUUCUCUAAA